This is a messenger RNA of Chenopodium quinoa (quinoa), 2158 nucleotides long. RefSeq names its product transcription factor TCP7-like. Bases 239 to 1141 code for a protein of 300 amino acids. Gene Ontology annotation, cellular component: nucleus. NCBI's taxonomy places the organism in Eukaryota, Viridiplantae, Streptophyta, Magnoliopsida, Caryophyllales, Amaranthaceae. The record is from RefSeq and is a predicted model, not a curated record. Gene Ontology annotation, molecular function: DNA-binding transcription factor activity; sequence-specific DNA binding. The transcript has a single exon.
CAGCUCCUGCUUCCUACUCUCUCUCUCUCUCUCAAUCAUUUCUUUCUCUCUCUUCAUAACCCCAAUAUUCCUCCAAUUCUUCCUCCCCCACUUCACUCCUCUCCCUUCGUCGGCGGGCUCCCCCUCCUCCUUUCUCCCCUAUUUCUUAUUAUUUCCCUCUUUUUGGGCCCCCUUUUCUUAUUUCUUUUUUUAUUUUUUCAUUAUAUUUUCAAAUUUUACACUCCUUCAUCUUUCCCCCAUGUCGGCGACAGACGGAGCAACCAACGGCGGCGUUGGCGGCGCUUUAAUCGAACACCCUCACUCUCUCUCCUCCCAACACCAACAACAACACCAGCAACCCCAGCAACAACAACAACAACAACAACGGCAGAAUAAUUCGACAACAACCGCCACAACAGCGCUAGCAGUUAAGAAAGCGCCUGCCAAAGAUAGGCACAGUAAAGUUGACGGCAGAGGUAGAAGGAUAAGGAUGCCUAUUAUUUGCGCCGCACGUGUGUUCCAGCUCACACGUGAGUUGGGUCACAAGUCCGACGGUCAAACCAUCGAGUGGCUUCUCCGACAAGCGGAGCCGUCGAUAAUUGCUGCAACCGGUACAGGCACAACACCCGCCUCGUUCUCGACUUCUUCUCCUCACUCUUUGGCUUCGCACCAUCAUCUUCGCACUGCGGGGCUUUCCGCUUCUGUGGACAAUAAAACGUCGCCGUCUCCGUCUCCGACACCGUUUUUACUAGGGAAGCGCCUCAGGACUACCGCCGAGGAAAACGAGGCUCAAAACGGCGUCGUUGAUAAGGAAGAUGUUGUUACAACGGCUUCACUUGGGCCGACUGCUGGGUAUUGGGCUAUUCCGGCCCGGCCCGAUUUCUGGAGCUUUGCUGCUGGGCCUGAGAUGGUUGUGGGCCCGGGUGGUUCUCUUGGGCAACAAGCGGCGGCUGCGGCUGCGAUGGCGGGGAGAUUUCUUACUCAUACGCAGCAGCACCAGCACCAGCAGCAGCAUGUUACGCUUGGAGAAGCUUCUAGAGUUGGGAAUUACUUGCCGAUUGCUCAGGGACAUCAUCUUAAUCUUCUCGCUUCGUUGUCGGGAGCUCCGGCUUCUGGUGCUGGUGGGUCUUCCGGUGGUCGGAGAGAUGAUGAUCCUCGUUAAUUUGUGGAUGAAUUGGGAGAUUGUAUUGUAAGUAAACCAAAAAAAAAAUUGUGCAUUUGCUGUUUAAUUUUGUGUGUUGAGAAGAGCAGGGAAUUUUUAGUGAAUUUUGUUUAAAAUUAGGGUUUAUGUUUAUUAUCGAGUGUGACUGUGUGUUUUCUUUCUCGAAGGGGAGGAAAGAAGAACAAAUUAGGAAGUUUGCUGUUUGAUUGAUUAAAUUCAAUUUUAGGGUUUUGAUUUUUAGGGUUUAGGAAUCUCUUUCCCUUUUUUAGGGUUCCUUGUUUUUUUGCUCUGCUGCUGCUGUUCUGUUCAAAUUGGAAGGGGGAGGAGAGAGAUUGAGGAUGAAGAAAGACUGGGUGGUGAAUUGAAAUUCAAUGUAAUUUGUCAGCAGAGUUUUUGAAUUUGUUCAAAUGAAAAACUAAAAAUUAAUGGGAAAAACCUAUGGGAAGGUUUUUUUCCUGUGAAUGUCAAGUUGCAAUCUAUUUGUAAUUCUAUCUUCCUUGAUCAAUUGCAUAAAUCCUUAGCAACCCUUUUCGUUUCGCCUCAGUUCAGUUGAAUUUAUGGUGUGGAACUCGUUGUGCUUAUCGCCAUUGGUGUGGCGAAUGCCCGAGUUUCUCAGCUGUAGUAGCUCUAGCAGCAUGUUUGGGGACUGUUGUGUGGUUAAUAUGUAAAUUUUCUUCUGUUUUUGAGCUACUUAGUGAAGUAUUAGAGAUUGAUUAGAUGAUAGCCUUGUGCUCUGCUGUUGUGCAUGCAUGCAUUGAGUUGUGGUGGACUUAUGCUGUGGAUGUUCUUCGCUCUCAAUCUGCGUCGCCGUGAUACUAGGCUGCUGAAUUUACCUUGUUCAGUGAUUAAUCUGUUAUGUUCUUGUUAGCCUAUUUCAUUUUGUGCAAUCAAAUUAGCUUGUAGCUAAAUUAUGUAUGUAUCUCUUGUAUGUAAUUGUCUGUAAAUUGUAACUUGAUUGCUUAGCUUUAAUUUAUUUUGGUGUGAAAGUAAUAAAGGAACCCAUCUUUUGCUGUUCCA